UGGGUCACUUUGAACACGGAGAGAAACAGAGUAUAUUUGCUUUCUUCACUUGAGAGAGAGAUGGAGAUGGAGAUGGAGAUGGAGAUAGAGAUGAAAAUGAAACAAUCAAAAUUCAAUAGAAUUUGUGUGUUUUGUGGGAGUAGUCCUGGAAAGAAAAGCAGUUAUAAAGAUGCUGCCAUUGAGCUCGGCAAAGAACUGGUUGCAAGAAACAUUGACCUCGUUUAUGGAGGAGGAAGCGUUGGCUUAAUGGGUUUGAUUUCUCAAUCUGUCUAUGAUGGUGGGCGCCAUGUCAUUGGAGUUAUUCCCAAGACACUCAUGCCAAGAGAGAUAACCGGAGAAACAGUUGGGGAAGUGAAGCCAGUGGCGGAUAUGCAUCAAAGAAAGGCAGAAAUGGCGAGACAGUCUGAUGCUUUUAUUGCCUUACCUGGUGGCUAUGGGACUCUUGAAGAGCUGCUUGAGGUCAUAACCUGGGCUCAACUUGGCAUCCAUGACAAACCGGUGGGUUUGCUGAAUGUGGAUGGCUACUACAAUUCAUUGUUGUCGUUUAUUGACAAAGCAGUAGAGGAAGGUUUCAUUAGUCCUAGUGCUCGCCAUAUCAUUGUAUCAGCUCCUAAUGCAAAAGAUUUAAUGAUGAAAAUGGAGGAAUAUUUUCCACGCCAUGAGAGUGUUGCUUCAAAGCUAAGUUGGGAGAUUGAACAAUUAGGCUGCACUCCAAAAUGUGAUAUCUCCAGGUGAACAGAAGAUCACCGGAGCUCAUAUAGACAAUAUAUGCAGUGGACUAAUUUUAGGUGACCCAAAAAAAAAAGGUUCCUGAAAUGGGAAUUGUUUUUUUUCUUUUUUUUUUCCUUAGUGUAAACUACAAAAAUUUAACCUCAUAAUUUGAAGCUCCAUUUGGUUGCCAAGAAGAAGAAGAUGAAAAGACAAGUGGGUUUGUUAAAUUUUAUGCAUCCUUACAUUUAUUUUCUUUCAUUUUCUUGGCAAUGACUGAGAGCUCAAGUUUAGAACUCAGCAAUGGUUAAUUUCAGUAUAUUAUGAGCUUAUGACAAUGUUUUCAUUGUUCACUGUCAAUUAUUGGAUUA
Molecule: messenger RNA, 1079 nt
Organism: Pistacia vera
Lineage: Eukaryota; Viridiplantae; Streptophyta; Magnoliopsida; Sapindales; Anacardiaceae
Product: cytokinin riboside 5'-monophosphate phosphoribohydrolase LOG1
Exons: 7
Coding region: 61-735 (224 amino acids)
Biological process (GO): cytokinin biosynthetic process
Cellular component (GO): nucleus; cytosol
Molecular function (GO): hydrolase activity, hydrolyzing N-glycosyl compounds
Source: RefSeq, a predicted model, not a curated record